CACUAUCUCACCCUCACUUACUUGCGUUUCAUAGACGUAAGUCCACAUAGAUGCCUUUCUAUGUGUUCCGAUUCUAUGGCAGGGCUGCUGUAUUGUUUUGAUUAGGAAAACCCUCUGCACGGGCACAGCCGCCGAUUACAAUACGUUAUCCAAGAUCACCCCUGUAGUCAUGGAGGAGCAGACAGGCGGCCCUCCUGGAGCCAACGCCGACAGCAACAGCCAGAGGAACGGAGACGAGAAGCCGCGACGUGGCAGCUGGACCAAGGGGAGGAAGAGGAAGAAGCCAAUGAAGGACAGCAACGCACCGAAGGCCCCGCUGACAGGCUACGUCCGCUUCAUGAACGACAGACGCGAGCAGCUACGGGCCGAGCGACCAGACGUGCCCUUUCCAGAGAUUACCAGGAUGCUGGGCAACGAGUGGAGCAAGCUGCCCCCCGAGGAGAAGCAGCGAUACUUGGAUGAGGCCGAGCGAGACAAGGAGCGUUAUAUGCGAGAGCUGGAGAAGUACCAGAAGACUGAGGCCUACAAACACUUCACCAGGAAGGUCCAGGAGAAGCAGAAGGGCAAGCGGCACAGGGGAGAUAUUGGGCACCAGGUAGCCAACGAGUCCCAUCACGAGAAGGAUGCAGAAGGGAAGGACCGAACCGUGUUUGACAUACCGAUCUUCACAGAGGAGUUUCUCAACCACAGCAAAGCGCGCGAAGCCGAGAUGCGGCAGCUGCGCAAAACCAACAUGGAGUACGAGGAGCGCAAUGCAGCGCUGCAGAAGCACGUGGAGAGCAUGCGCGGCGCGGUGGAGAGGCUGGAAGGCGACGUGAUGCAAGAGAGGGGACGCAACGGGUUGCUCCACCAACACCUGGAGACCCUGCGCCAGGCGCUCGCCUCCAGCUUCUCCACUGUGCCUCUGCCAGGUAGCGGCGAGACGCCCAACCUUGAAUCCAUUGACUCCUACAUGAAGAAGCUUCACAGCAUCAUUGUCAGUAACCCCCAAGACAACGAGGGUCUCAUCAACACUGUGAGAGACGUCGUCAACCGUCUUGACAGAUAAUUGGACCAAGCCAACCCGAUGCGAUGGUUCAAGCAUCACGGCGACAUGAACCGGACGCCGUUUCCAGGUUGAUGUCUUGCUCCUUGAUGGGGAAUCAAGUUUAAAAGAAACUUUUGUUACUCUGCUAGGGUGAUGUAGGUGAUGUAGCCUUCCAUAUUUAUUUAUUGUUUUUUUUUAAGAUAUAUCGUUUUUUUUACACUCUUUGUCUUUCACAUUAUAAAUAAGCUGUUUGUUUUUUAUACAAUAAUCUGACGUCAGGACAUGUUUUCUUUCACUCCGUGCUCCUGCUCUGUCUUCGCCGUCCAUUUAUAGCAAAUGCCUCCACUACAAACUCUCAAAAAAACUAUUGAACAUUUUGUAUCUGAUCAAAGAAAAAUAUGUCUGUGGGUUUUUAUUUACUAUAAUCCAAAAAAAUGUAAUGCUCUGCUAAAGAGAAACUUGUGCCAUUUGUUUUUAUGUUUUCCCUCUGUGAAAAAGUGUUUUUUGUGUUUUCAAUAAAUGUAUUUACAUCA
Messenger RNA from Scophthalmus maximus (turbot), 1560 nucleotides. RefSeq names its product high mobility group 20A (gene hmg20a). The record is from RefSeq and is a predicted model, not a curated record. The transcript is spliced from 9 exons. Gene Ontology annotation, biological process: regulation of gene expression. The coding region runs from base 170 to 1048 and encodes 292 amino acids. Gene Ontology annotation, cellular component: nucleus. Lineage: Eukaryota; Metazoa; Chordata; Actinopteri; Pleuronectiformes; Scophthalmidae.